Desarmillaria tabescens is the source of this 1813-nucleotide messenger RNA. RefSeq names its product CDP-diacylglycerol-glycerol-3-phosphate 3-phosphatidyltransferase. The transcript is spliced from 6 exons. The record is from RefSeq and is a predicted model, not a curated record. Gene Ontology annotation, biological process: cardiolipin biosynthetic process. Gene Ontology annotation, cellular component: mitochondrion. NCBI's taxonomy places the organism in Eukaryota, Fungi, Basidiomycota, Agaricomycetes, Agaricales, Physalacriaceae. Gene Ontology annotation, molecular function: CDP-diacylglycerol-glycerol-3-phosphate 3-phosphatidyltransferase activity. The coding region runs from base 1 to 1554 and encodes 517 amino acids.
AUGCUCGCCUUGCAAUGGGCAGCCGUCACUCGCGUUUUACCUCUAGCUAGAUCCCGACUCGCUCGCCCUGCGUCUACCUCUGCAUUUGAUACCGCCAUUCACAAUUUUGGCGCCGAUCUCAGACAGAGACAACCGACUUUCUCUAUCCCUACCAAUGGAAUACAAAUACUCUCGCAACCGAGCGAGUUUUACGCGUUGAUUCUGGAUAUGAUUCAACGCGCUCAAAAUCGAAUAUUUCUAUCCUCACUCUAUAUAGGCUCUGGUCAAACAGAAUUGAUUGCCUCGCUUUCUUCAGCUUUACAACGAAAGCCGGCUCUUCAGUUGCAUUUACAGUUGGACCUGAAUCGCUCGACGCGACCUGGAUCUGCAUCUACAGCAAGAUUGCUUCUCCCCCUUUUGCGCGCGUUUCCUCAGCGGGUUCAUGUGCACCUUUUCCGAAGCCCAAGCCUUCGCGGACUACUAGCGAAGGUGGUGCCUCCACGGUUUAAUGAAGGAUGGGGGACAUGGCAUGCCAAGAUAUACGGUGCUGACGAUGACGUUCUGAUUAGCGGUGCGAAUCUCAAUGAAUCGUACUUCUCCAACCGCCAAGACCGCUACAUCUAUUUUUCUAAGCAGAAGCAACUUGCCAAUUAUUGCUUCCAAUUCUUGAAAGUAGUAUCAACAUGUGCAUACAUGCUGUCUCCAGCUGAAGAUAUGAAUCCUUCGGAUAGCACACCUUAUUCAUAUCGACAAGAAGAUUACAUUGUGCAUUGGCCGGACCCUGAUACACACCCACACAAUUUCAAUGAGAAACUGCACAAGGCCUUGUCUACCUUCCAGGAAAGUCACCGCCAGUCGUCAUCCUUCAGCUCGUCUCCCGGUGAUGUUACCCUGUUCCCGAUAGUGCAAGGCGGCCAAUUCGGCAUACGAGAGGAAGAGACUGCCAUAGAACUCUUGUUCAAGCACCUUCGGAGUAUCUCACAGGUUUCACAUCCAUUCAUGGACCUCACCAGCGGAUAUUUCAACUUGUAUCGUCCUUAUCAAAAUCUCUUACUCACUUCACCGGGCGUUGACGUUCGUGUUCUUGCAGCCAGUCCUAAGGCCAAUGGUUUUUAUGGGUCGAAGGGUAUAUCUAGUCGUAUUCCUGAGGGAUAUACCAUUCUGGAACGACGCUUUAUUCAAGCUGUGGACCGUGCAGGAAGAUCUUGGCAGGAAGGUGCCAGUACCGGCAUCCAAUUGAACGAGUGGGAGAAAGAGGGCUGGACGUAUCACGCAAAAGGACUUUGGCUUUCGCCCACAGCCGCGACAAAUCCAAUACUCACCCUCUUUGGGUCAACAAACCUCAAUGCGCGCUCGGCACAUAUCGACACGGAGUUAUCAUUCUUGAUGUUACUGCAGCCGCCAAAUGAAUCCGAAGGCUAUGACGCUGCUGCUGAUUCAACGAUGUCGUUAGGGUGUCAGUUGGCUGAUGAAAUACGGACUAUACGCAGUCACGCGUAUGAGUGGAGCGGAUAUCAGAGAGCUAUUCGACCUGGUACGAGGACGAUGUUGAGGAUUGUAGAAGAUAUGCUGUGAAACUGUUAUCAAAUAUCUCGUCGAGGUAUAUCCCCAACUCACUCAAAAGCCUAGGCAUUAAUAAUGCGGUCUACUAAAAGUCCGAAAUCUUUCCAUGUUAGUCAGCUAAUUAUCAAUACCUGGCGUCGAAUCUGAAUUCCCGAACUCUCCGGAUCACUUAUUGUCCAUAAAGAAGGACGUAGGAUUUUUGCCGCCAAUGCAAGGCUUAUGGUUCAAUUACUGGAUCUCCCUCAAGAAACCAUUUCCCUCAUCGCUAAUG